Molecule: messenger RNA, 7667 nt
Organism: Globicephala melas (long-finned pilot whale)
Lineage: Eukaryota; Metazoa; Chordata; Mammalia; Artiodactyla; Delphinidae
Gene: PTDSS2
Product: phosphatidylserine synthase 2
Biological process (GO): phosphatidylserine biosynthetic process
Molecular function (GO): L-serine-phosphatidylethanolamine phosphatidyltransferase activity
Source: RefSeq, a predicted model, not a curated record
GGGGUCAAGGCGCGGGGCAGAGCUGCUGGGGUCGGGGCGUCAUGCGGAGGGGUGAGCGCAAGGGUGCCGAGGGGCCGCGGCCGGGGUCCCCUGUGCCCGUGGGCAAGGCCUCGCUGGAGGAGCCGCUGGACGGCGCGGCCGCGGGCCGAGCGAGCGGGCCGGCCGCUGGCCGCCGCAGCACCGAGUCAGAGGUCUACGACGACGGCACCAACACCUUCUUCUGGCGGGCCCACACCCUGAGCGUGCUCUUCAUCCUCACCUGCGUGCUGGGCUACGUGACACUGCUGGAGGAGACACCGCGGGACACGGCCUACAACACCAAGAGAGGUAUUGUGGCCAGUAUUUUGGUUUUCUUAUGUUUUGGAGUCACACAAGCUAAAGACGGGCCAUUUUCCAGACCUCAUCCAGCCUACUGGAGGUUUUGGCUCUGCGUCAGUGUGGUCUACGAGCUGGUGCUCAUCUUUAUACUCUUCCAGACCGUCCAGGACGGCCGCCAGUUUCUGAAGUACGUAGACCCCAGGUUGGGGGUCCCGCUGCCGGAGAGGGACUACGGGGGAAACUGCCUCAUCUAUGAUGCCGACAACAAGACCGACCCCUUCCACAAUGUCUGGGACAAGCUGGACGGCUUUGUGCCCGCACACUUCAUCGGCUGGUACCUGAAGACCCUGAUGAUCCGUGACUGGUGGAUGUGCACGAUCGUGAGCGUGAUGUUUGAGUUCCUGGAGUACAGCCUGGAGCAUCAGCUGCCCAACUUCAGCGAGUGCUGGUGGGACCACUGGAUCAUGGACGUGCUCGUCUGCAACGGGCUGGGCAUCUACUGCGGCAUGAAGACUCUCGAGUGGCUGUCCCUAAAGACGUACAAGUGGCAGGGCCUCUGGAACAUUCCGACCUACAAGGGCAAAAUGAAGAGGAUCGUCUUCCAGUUCACGCCCUACAGCUGGGUCCGCUUCGAGUGGAAGCCAGCCUCCAGCCUGCGCCGCUGGCUGGCCGUGUGCGGCAUCAUCCUGGUGGUAAGGCCUGUGGCCUCCUGCAUGCCCCUGCCCUCCCCGCCGCGGGCGCCCUCCACCCUCCUCUGCCCCCAGUUUCUCUUGGCAGAGCUGAACACCUUCUACCUGAAGUUUGUGCUGUGGAUGCCCCCCGAGCACUACCUGGUCCUCCUGCGGCUAGUCUUCUUUGUCAACGUGGGCGGCGUGGCCAUGCGGGAGAUCUACGACUUCAUGGACGACCCGAAGCUCCACAAGAAGCUGGGCCAGCAGGCCUGGCUGGUGGCGGCCAUCACCGUCACGGAGCUGCUCAUCGUGGUGAAGUACGACCCGCACACGCUCACGCUGUCCCUGCCCUUCUACAUCGCCCAGUGCUGGACGCUCGGCUCCGUGCUCGCCCUCACCUGGACCGUCUGGCGCUUCUUCCUGCGGGACAUCACCCUGAGGUACAAGGAGACACGGCGGCAGAAGCAGCAGGGCAGGGACGACCAGGGCAGGGCGGACGGCAGCGUGGACGGGCGCCCACCAGGGCCCGACGACCCCUCGGGGCCCGAGGAGGCCGAGAGGGAGGGGGUGCCAGCACCGCACUGACGCUGUGGCUGGGCCUGCAGAGCCCAGGCCCGGCGCCCUCCGCCCUCUGCGGUUCCCGCCAGGAGCCCUCCAGCAGGCCUCAGCCCUCAAGGUUCUAUCUCCCUUUUCUCCCGCGUGCACGGUGGGGUGGGGCGCGCGCGUGUGUGUGGUGUGUGCACACGUGUGGGUGCGUGUGUGUGUGCACGUGUGCUCCUGAGGCCCUGGGGCUCGCCCUGGGCCGGCUGGUCCCCCUUCUGUGCAGUCAGCCCGCCGCCUUGGCCACCCCGAGCCUUGGUGCCCAGACGGCCCAGCCCAGGCAGCAGCGUCUCGGUGCCCCUCUCCGCUCCCUGGGCCCCGCCGGUCCCCCACGACCUUCUGGCGGCACGUGUGAAGGACAGUCGUCCAGGGACGCCCUGGCGUGGCUGGGAAAGGGCAGAUCCGCUUCCUCGGGAGCUUCCAUCUGACCCUCCAACCUGGAGGUGCGUGCACAGGGCUGCCCGCACAUCGACUCAGAGACUCCAAGGCCUGGUGCCCGCCGUCAGGAGGGUGGGUCGUGAGGGAGGGUCUCUGUGGCCCAGGGUUGAGGUCACCCCCACGAGCAAACAGAACAAAUAAAAGCCACGGUGACGGCCUGCAGCUCCGCAGCUCCUCGCUGCCCCUCGCCCCUGCCCCACCCUGUGCCGCCCAGAGGGCAGCUGGGAGCCACUUGGGCUGGACACCUAUCCUGGCAGACGACCAGAGGGCACGAGGGUCGCCGGCCCCCCGGCGCCUCCUGCUGCAUCCGCCCCUCGGGCCGGUCCCAGGGAGCUAGUUCUGGGCGGGGUGUGGGUGACGGCACACUGUCUUCAGGCUUCACACGCACCGGCGAAGGGAAGCGCCCUGAUUUCCGAGCAAGGGUGACACUCCCGACCUUCCCAAGGGCAGGGCCUCUCAGAGCGCCAGGGCCUUGGUGGUGGACUUGUUUCCUUAGUUUAUUUUCCCGCAACUAUUUCUAGGGAGAAUUUCAAACCUAGGGCGGCGGUUGUGAGGACGGACAGCGGCGUGCCUGUGCCCCCACCCCACCCUCUGCUCUUGCGUUGUGCUGUUGAGCUGAGUUUCUCAGCCUCUGGCUUCCGUGGGCUUCCUCACGUCAGGGGUGUGACCCGGGGCCUCAGUGUGCCCCACCCCACCUGCUGCUGUCCGAGUGUCACCUUUGAUCUGGGUUUAGGGCCGACGCCUGUCCCAACACUGCGGAGACACCAAGCGUCCUGUCUGCCCACCUCCACCCGGGGUUCUCGGCGUCACAGGGUUCAGUCGCUCUGGUCCCAGAUUACCUCAUUCCUGUGGCCUGUGCUCUCCCUGCAGGGCUGGAGGCCCGUGUUGCUCACUGGUCCCAGGCGUGGCCCCCAGGAGCGGUUUCUGGCCCACGGUGGGUGCGGGUUCCCCUGGAGCGUCUCCCGGGUCCACCCAGUCCUCCACAAAUCCUGCUCUCUUCUGGGGGCCCUGGGUACCUUCAGGGCUUCGUCGUGAUGGCAGGAAGUUACUGCCCAGGCGCCGACCCUCUGAAAGCUGCCCAGUGUCACACCUUGAUCGUGCUGCUCAGGACAGGUCACCCCUACGCUGUCCGCCCACGGCCAGACGAGGCCAGUGAGACGGAGCAGACCCUGCCCUUACGUCCACAGGGCUCCAGCCUCCACCAGGAGAGCACUCGGGAGCCAGCCGUCGGCAGGCUCGGCCAGGCCCUGGGAGCAGCUCCCAGCCGGGCUUUCCGGCCCACACACAGGAGGUCCGAGCACGCUGCCAGCCAAUGACCAACGCUGCUGGCCAAGGUGAGCCAGGCCCCGAGGCCAGGGGCCACGUUCUGGUGCCCCUUAGUGCAGGCGGGAUGCCGUCCUCACAGACCCGAGGCAGGGAAGGCCUGUAGGACGGGGUGGCCUACGAGGCCGCAAGGAGCAGGACCCCGCCAGCACCUGGGGAGCUCAGACCGGACCCCCACGGAGGACCCCGCUGGGCGCAGCCGCCACCAGGCCCGGACCCCCGACUUGACUUGCCUAAGGCUGCUACGUCUGUGGUGCUCACGAAAACAUCACCCCCUUGACACCAGAGCCUCGUGGGGACCACGAGAACAGACAAAGACCCCUCCUGCCAGAAAAGCGUUUUAAUAAAGUGCCUAAAAUGCUCUCCCAAAAAUAAGCUGAUUUAAGCUCUUCUCUCGGUUAAAGCCAGGACUCCUCGUGGGAGGAGGGCCGUCUGGGGAGGGGCGUCAGAAGAUGAUCCGCAGGCCGGGCUUGCUCCCCUCCAGGGCCCGCAGGCGCUCCUCCACCACCUCCGUCCAGUAGAUGUCGUACAGGCUGCAGGGAGGGAGGGGGUGAGGUAGCAGCAACACCCCCCACCCCGCCCCGUGUGCCUCGCCUGUCCCCCGCACCCCAGGGCCACUCACACCAGCUGCUCCAGGGCGCAGCCGGGCUGCUCCAGGCUGCCCAGCAGCUGCAGGACGCCGGCGUCACCCAGGCCGUUGUUGCUCAGGUCCAGCUCGCGCAGGCUGCGAUUGGUCAGCAGGAGCGAGGCCAGGCCUCCACAGGCGCCGUCUGUCACGUCACAGUCCCCCAGCCUGGGCGGAGGGCAGGGCCGAGGUCAGGUGGAGGGUGCGCCCCCAGGUGGCUGUGCAACCAGGGCCCAGGCCCUGAUCAUGGAGCGCGAGGGGGCGGGUUUGAGUCUUAGCUGUCCCCACCCUCAGCCCGGGCGGACGGGGCGCCCCCCGAGCAGGCUCACCAGAGCACCCUCAGUGUGGCGCCGGGCUGGCACAGGGCCUGGCACAGGGCUUGGACGCCCGAGUCGCCCAGCUGGUUGUUGCUCAGCUGCAGCUCCAGGAGACGCUUGUUCUGGGUCAGCAUCGAGCCGAAGUGGUGGCAGCAGGCGGCCGUGAGGCUGCAGGACUUCACCCUGCGGGCGGCAGACGGGGACUGGGGCCACCGUGGCCCACGCCACUGGGGUGCCCCGGGAGGGCCCUGGGGAUCUGAGCGCCAGCGCCCCGCCCCCGCCACCGAGUCUCUGCCUGUCUUCAGUGGCUCCACCUCGGCGCACACCCCCCCCGCCCCCCGAGGGCACCUGCACCUCGCCAGCCCCCGGCGCUGGCCCCCCCGGGCCACCCAGGAUCCUCUGCAUGGGCCCUCCCAUCCCCUGGUGCCACGCGGCCCCCUCACCACAGGGACUCCAGCUGGCAGCCCGGCUGCAGCAGGCUGUCGCACAGCAGCCGGGCGCUCUCGUCACCCAGACUGUUGCCUGCCAGACUCAGCUCCUUCAGGGUCUCCUUGGCCUGGAGGAUGCGGCAGAGGUCUCUGCAGCCACUGGCGGUGAUGUCACACUCCCAGAGCCUACAGAGGUGAGUCCCCCGUCAGCACAGAGAGGCUCCCAACGCGUCCUGCCACCCCCAAGUUUUUGUCUGCCCAGCCGGAGGCCAGCUCACCAGAGGGUCUUGAGCUGGGAGCCGGGGCUCAGCAGCCCAGGGCACAGCUCCGCGAUGCCUGCAUCGCCCAGCGGGUUGCUGCCCAGGUCCAGCUCGUUCAGCGAGGCCUGGGAGGCCACGAUCCCACACAGGUCCUUACAGUUGGCCGGCGUGAGGCCGCAGUUCUCCAGCCUGGGGGCACGAGAGGCGCUAGGAGCUGGGGCGCCCCCCCCCCCAGCCCCCGCCCUGCCCCCCAGCCCCAGCCCGGAGCUUACUUGAGUGCCUCCAACUGGCAGGCGGAGUCCGCCAGGCCCCGGCACAGCUCCCGGAUGCCAGCCUCGCCCAGGUCAUUAUUGCUCACCAUGAGCUCCUUCAGGUCCCGUGUGGCCCUGAGCACCGCGGCCAGGGGCUCACAGGCCGCGGCCGUCAGGUUGCAGUACUCCAGCCUGGGGGCGGGCGGGCAGUCAGCCCCUCGGCCGCAGGAAUGCGGCUUGGCCCAGGGGGCACCGGUCUGGGUCUCCUUUCCCACCCCAGCCGUGAGGCCUGCGGAGACCGGACGGCUGCCUGGCGGUGACAGCACGGCAGUGGCCGAGGGGCCAUCUCCCUGGGUGGCGGGUGCCCAGAGACCCAGGAGAAAGACACCCAGCCCGAGCUGGGGCUUUCCGGCUUGGCUUCCUCCCUCUGUGGCUGACCCCGUCUGUGUGCUCACUCGGGGUCACAGGCCAGCUGCCAGCUGCUUUCAGAGGCCACAACCCCAGCCUCAGGGAAGAGCCCCUCCUCGAAGCUCCCUGCAGCCGAUGAGCUGGGGAGGGGGCUUGCCCAGGGCAGACAGCCGAAACCCAGGGGACGGGUGGGUGCGGGCACCUCAGGGCCCCGGGUGGGGUGCACACUCACUGCAGCUUCUCCAGGUGGCACUGCGGGUCCAGGAGCCCCUCGCAGAGCAGCUGCAGGCCGGCGUCACCCAGCGGGUUGUCGCUGAGGUUCAGCUCCCGCAGGGUGGACAGGGAGCGCAGCACGCCGGGCAGGACCCCGCAGCCGGCCUCCGUCAGGCAGCAGUUCUGGAGGCUGGACACACGUGGCCGUCAGCGGGCCCCACGAGCCGGCUGCGGCUCCCACGCAAGACGAGCCACCCUCCAUCUGCCGGAGCCCAAGCAAGGCGGACACAGAACUGCCGCCACCACACACAUCCCCACGGGGGAGGCCAGGCAGCCGGCCUUGCAGGAGGAGAUGCGGGGUGGGGGCCGCGAGAGAGGGCUCAGGUGUGCCUCAGGGCCCAGAGCCCAGGAGUGACCGGCAUGGCUCACCUGAGCUUCUGGAUCUUGCAGGUGGGGCUCUGCAGGCCCUGGAGCACCAGGUGCACGCCGCCGUCGCCCAGCUCAUUGGUGCGGAGGCUGAGCUCCGUCAGGGAGGGGUUGGCCCGGAGCGCGGAACCGAUGUCCUUGCACCGCACCUCCGUGAGGCCACAGUCGUCCAGCCUGCAGACAGACACUCAGUCACUUCACACAGCAGGUUGUGACCCAUUCUUGGGCCAAGAACUCGACGAGGUGGGUCACAACCAACACAUCUUAUAAUGAAAGAGAAAAAGCGCGUGGAUCGUCUCGUAAAAACUGUUAAGAUACUGGCACCUAUAUGGACGCGUAUCUCCGCAUCUUCCCCGGGACACGGUCAGGGGGCACAAGUGCCCCUCCACCCCCAGGAGAGAAACCAAACCUGGAGGCGGCAGCUCGAGGGCAGAGCCCGGCUGAAGAGGCUCGGAGAGGCCAGCGUGGAACGUGCCAAACCCUGACCCAGGAUCACGUCCACCGAUUAAGUGAACCACUGAGUCAAUACAGGUGGAAGGAAAGCCAGCUCUUCCUCAGAGAAUGACAAGUGAUAAAUGUGGAAGGAAUGAAAAAAUUAAAAACCCCAGUGAGGCAGAGUCCCAGGAACACUUCAGGCCAAAAACCCACCAACAGCUGCGACGAUCAACAGGCAAAAAGUCCGAGCAGGAACAGGGCGUGAGCAGAGUCUGAAGGGGUGUCACGCCGAGAAGUGGCAGGCACCCGCAUCAGGUGGUCACGGCGACCAUCAGGGGUGACCACAUGGCACCGCUGUGACAACACCUCCCACGAUACGAUACGCCAGGCAGGACACAACGUCAUUUCUGUGUUGUCUGUGGCCAAAACGUGUGACUCGACCCUGAGAAGACGCCAGAGGCCCUUUCACCUGAGCCCGAGUGAGCGGACCCCAGAGGCAGGCGGCCAAGGACAAGGCGGGACGGAGGGACCAUCACAGACAGGAGGGGCCGUGGAGACGUGGCGAUGAUGCCGUGGCGGGUCCCGCACGAGCCGGGAACAGGAGAGGACACGCACGGAAAAGCCGGUGACGUGAGUCAAGGCGGCCGUGUCGGGCUCUUCGCUUUGACCAGCGCCCCAGGCGACGGGGCACGGGGGACCCUGCACUGUCUUUGUGACUCUUCCAUAAACCUUCCAUAAAACUAUUCCAUAAAACUAUUUCAAGUAAGUUCAAAAGAAGAAAGAUAAGCAGGGACUUGAGGACACAGGGAGGGGAAGGGUAAGCUGUGACAAAGUGAGAGAGUGGCAUGGACAUAUAUACACUACCAAACGUAAAACCGAUAGCUAGUGGGAAGCAGCCGCGUAGCACAGGGAGAUCAGCUCGGUGCUUUGUGACCACCCAGAGGGGUGGGAUAG